AUCAUACUUCAAUAUAUCCUAUUAUUCUUCUUCCGAAUCUUGAUUUCUUCAAGCUGUCAAUCAUCGUCUUCACCCCCAUCAUUUCAAUUUCUUGAACUUGCCGUCAUCUGGGUCUGCUCCCAAUUCGAUCUUUCUUCAAUUUCACUCAAAACCCUUGUGUGAAAUCGAACACAGAUCGAUCAAUCAAUCAUGGCCACCGAGAAGAAAACUUCACCGGUGUCUGAUGUGGGAGCAUGGGCCAUGAAUGUUGUAAGUUCUGUUGGGAUCAUUAUGGCGAACAAGCAACUUAUGUCUGCUAAUGGGUACUCGUUCACCUUUGCUACGACGUUAACUGGAUUUCAUUUUGCGGUAACUGCGCUAGUUGGAUUCGUGUCGAAUUCGACGGGAUACACUUCAGCCAAGCAUGUUCCUUUGUGGGAACUUCUUUGGUUUUCGAUUGUAGCGAAUAUGUCGAUUACAGGGAUGAACCUUAGUCUCAUGCUGAAUUCAGUUGGAUUUUACCAGAUUUCCAAACUCAGCAUGAUUCCGGUGGUUUGUGUGAUGGAAUGGAUUCUUCAUAGCAAGCGGUAUUCAAAGGAAGUCAAAGCUGCCGUUGUGGUUGUGGUUAUAGGCGUUGGUGUUUGCACUGUGACUGAUGUUAAAGUCAAUGCCAAAGGUUUUAUAUGCGCGUGUGUAGCAGUGUUAGCGACAUCGUUGCAACAAAUUUCUAUCGGGUCCUUGCAGAAGAAAUACUCGAUCGGAGCUUUUGAGUUGUUGAGUAAAACCGCUCCUAUUCAAGCUCUCUCACUUCUCGUAUUUGGUCCUUUCAUUGAUUAUUAUUUAAGCGGAAGAUUAAUUUCAGAUUACAUGAAAACCAUAUCUUCCGGUGCAAUUAUUUUCAUACUGAUUUCAUGCUCAUUGGCGGUUUUCUGCAACAUUAGCCAAUACCUCUGCAUCGGACGGUUUUCAGCCGUUUCAUUUCAAGUUUUGGGUCACAUGAAAACCGUAGCCGUGUUGACUUUAGGGUGGCUGUUGUUUGACUCUGAGUUGACUUUCAAGAACAUUGCGGGGAUGCUUGUUGCGGUUGCGGGUAUGGUGAUCUAUAGUUGGGCGGUUGAGGUCGAAAAGGCGGCUAACAAAAGCGUACCGCUUUCGAAGCACAGUUUGACUGAAGAAGAGUUGACUUUAUUGAAAGAUGGAUUGGAGAAGGGUCCAAUUAAGGACCCUGAGUUUGGGGAAUCUAAAUAGAGAAAUUUGAAAUAUGCAUUUGGUUUAUUGUUCUUCCAAAUUGGAAUCCAUAGUUUUGGUUGCUUUUUAAUGUGGUUUUGUAUGUUUUUAAUGUGGUUUUGUUCUUUGUUCUUCCAAAUUGGAAUCUAUAGUAUUUAUGUAGCUUUUAAGAUCAUUUGUUUAUGCAGUUAUAGAAACUCUUGUGUCCAGUUAAUAUAUUUAUUAAAUAUCAUCAGGUUGAUUCU
Molecule: messenger RNA, 1451 nt
Organism: Helianthus annuus (common sunflower)
Lineage: Eukaryota; Viridiplantae; Streptophyta; Magnoliopsida; Asterales; Asteraceae
Product: UDP-rhamnose/UDP-galactose transporter 2
Exons: 5
Coding region: 190-1227 (345 amino acids)
Cellular component (GO): Golgi apparatus
Molecular function (GO): UDP-galactose transmembrane transporter activity; antiporter activity
Source: RefSeq, a predicted model, not a curated record